UUUCUUUCCUUCUCUUUUCUUUUCUUUUCUUUUUUUUUUUAAUAACAACAACUUUAUAAACUGUAAGUUCAUGUUUCCUUUCUAUCAAAAAAAAAAGGGUCUUCAAUUCAAAUAAAAUUGAAUAAACGUAUCGACUCACUUUUUCUUGCAUGGUUUUUCUUUAUGGCAUCCUUUGGAUGAUAUAUUAGUAUUGCAACAAUGUCUCCUCGUAACUUUUUCAUUGGUGGUAACUGGAAGAUGAACGGCUCCGUGGCCCAAGUGAAGUCUCUUGUCGAAGGUCUUAACAAGAUCAAUGUACCUGCUCAAACUGAGGUUGUGGUUGCACCUCCUGCUCUUUAUAUUGAUCGUGUUCGUGCCAAUUUGAAGAAAGAAAUUGGUGUUGCUGCUCAAAAUUCUUAUGUCAAGGCUUCCGGUGCCUAUACUGGUGAAAUUAGUCCUGAACAAUUGAAGGAUCUUGGUAUCGAUUGGGUCAUUCUCGGUCACUCUGAACGUCGUGAAUACUUUGGUGAAUCUGAUGAAUUCGUUGGUGAAAAGACUGCUCAUGCUUUGAAGGCUGGUGUCAGCGUAAUUGCUUGUAUUGGUGAAAAAUUGGAAGAACGUGAAGCCAAUGUUACUGCUGAUGUUGUGACUCGUCAAUUGAAGGGUGUUGCUGAUAAGAUUAAUGACUGGACUAAUGUUGUUGUUGCUUAUGAACCUGUCUGGGCUAUCGGUACUGGUAAGGUUGCUACUCCUGAACAAGCCGAAGAAGUCCAUGUUACUUUACGUAACUGGUUGUCUACUAAUGUUAGCAAGGAAGUGGCCGAUUCUGUUCGUAUCAUUUAUGGUGGUUCUGUCAAUGCCAAGAAUGCUGCUGAAUUAGCCACGAAACCUAACAUUGAUGGAUUCUUGGUUGGUGGUGCCAGUUUGAAACCUGAUGAUUUCAACACUAUUGUUCAAGCUCGUCUCUAAAUCAGGAGGAAAUAGUUAUUAUUAGGAUUUUUAUUGUAGUUUAGCUAGGUUUUUAUUAUUGCGUAUCUGUUUUUAUUAUUGCUUUUUUUUUUUUAAUAAUGAAAUAAAACGAAUAUAUUCUUUUUUUAUAUA
Halteromyces radiatus is the source of this 1080-nucleotide messenger RNA. RefSeq names its product triosephosphate isomerase. The transcript is spliced from 6 exons. Lineage: Eukaryota; Fungi; Mucoromycota; Mucoromycetes; Mucorales; Cunninghamellaceae. The record is from RefSeq and is a predicted model, not a curated record. Gene Ontology annotation, cellular component: cytosol. The coding region runs from base 199 to 948 and encodes 249 amino acids. Gene Ontology annotation, biological process: gluconeogenesis; glyceraldehyde-3-phosphate biosynthetic process; glycerol catabolic process. Gene Ontology annotation, molecular function: triose-phosphate isomerase activity.